UUGAUCCUUUCAAGAAUCAAGGGUGCCUAAUGCCCAAAGAUUCGCUAUAAAAAACCUAUGCACUUCCUACCAGACCGUUAAAGUUUCCAAAAGGAAUCCAAUCCCAAGAAGCACAAACUGUCAAGGGGGAAGGGGGUAACAAAAAGGGAGAGGGUAACCAAAGGGGAAGUGAAAGAUCAGAAAAGAGCAAGGAGAUGGAAGAAGAGCAAUCUCUCACAAUAAAGGUCAUUUCAUCAAUGGUGUUUGCAGCAGCUUCGGUUCUGCUGGGACAACUCUACCAUGCCUUGGUGCUCAAGCCCAAAAGAAUCCGAUCAAAGCUGAGAAGACAAGGGAUAAAAGGGCCUUCACCAGUUUUUUUCUACGGAAACAUCCCUGAAAUGAAAAGUAUUCACCUUCAAACCCGUUCCAUGGCUGCGACAAACAGUGAUGAACUGUCUCAUGCUUGGCCUGCCGCUGUAUUCCCACAUCUUCAGCAGUGGCGAAAUGAAUACGGACCAAUAUUCUUGUAUUCUACUGGAAGCAUUCAAACACUUUGCAUCAUGGACCCAGAAAUGGCGAAGGAAGUAAGCCUUGGGAACUCCUCAAAUUUGGGGAAACCCUCUUAUAUAUCUAGAGAUUAUAGCCCUCUGUUUGGUCAAGGCAUUUUUUCAUCAAACGGCCCUUACUGGACUUUCCAAAGGAAGAUAAUUGCUUCUGAAUUCUACCUCGACAAGGUCAAGGACAUGGUAAGCCUCAUGGUUGAUACCACCUCCACAAUCUUACAAUCAUGGGAGACCAAGACUAAAGAUCAAAGGGGAGAUGUUGAAAUUAGAGUUGAUGAGGAUUUGACAACCCUAUCAGCAGACAUAAUCUCAAGAGCUUGCUUCGGGAGCAGCUACUCCCAGGGGGAAAAGAUAUUCUUAAAGCUUCACACUCUUCAAAAGAUCAUGUCAAAGGUGCUUAUUGGAGUCCCAGGGUUAAGGUAUGUUCCCAGCAAACAUAACCGAGAUAUGUGGCGAUUAAAGGAAGAGAUAGAUUCCAUGAUAUUAGAAGUGGUAAAAACGAGAACUGAAACUGCGCACGAUAAAGACCUUCUACAACUGAUACUUGAUGCCGCUAAGAGCGAAGGAGAGAAGAGCCACUUUACCAGUGAUUUUGCCGCCAAUAAGUUCAUAAUUGAUAACUGCAAGAGUAUUUACUUUGCGGGGCAUGAGACCACGGCCACCUCAGCAUCCUGGUGUUUGAUGUUAUUGGCUGCACAUCCAGACUGGCAAGCUCGUGUUCGUGGAGAAGUGCUUGAAGUUUGCGGACACAAUCCUCCGGAUGCAGAUAAGUUUCGAAGCAUGAAAAUGCUCAACAUGGUAAUUCAGGAGGCACUACGUCUUUACCCACCAUCGGCUUUUUUGGUAAGAGAAGCCUUGCAAGACAAAAAUUUGAAAGGCAUACGAAUUCCGAAAGGCUGCAACAUUCAGAUUCCUAUAGCAUUUUUACACCAACAACCUGAACUAUGGGGAAGAGAUGCACGUAGGUUCAAACCAGAAAGGUUUGCAGAUGGAACAACAAGAGCCUGUAAAGUUCCACAAGCUUAUAUGCCAUUUGGAGCUGGGUCUCGCAUUUGUGCAGGUCAGCACUUUGCAAUGGCAGAAUUGAAGGUGAUCUUAUCCCUUGUUCUCUCAAGGUUCAGUUUCUCCUUGUCACCAACAUAUUGCCACUCCCCUGCCUUUCAACUAGUCAUAAAGCCUCAGCAUGGGGUUAAGCUUCAUGUUAGAAGACUGUAAAGAACAUUUCAAAGUGCAGUGUUAUCCUAGAGAAGUGGAGUGUUAUUAUGCUGUGAUGUAGUUAUGCAGCUAUUGUUCCUCUUCAGAAGUUUGGAAAUCUCUGCUCCUGACUUGAAGAAUAUUAUGGAACACGAGCUGAAAAGGCUUUAUCUCUUCCCAGAACAAAGACGAACCAAAUUUAACCCAUGGAGCUUAAAUCUUCCAGCGUUGACAUUAUUCUUAUAUAAUGUAUUGUAAAGCAGGUUUUAUUUA
Molecule: messenger RNA, 2009 nt
Organism: Coffea eugenioides
Lineage: Eukaryota; Viridiplantae; Streptophyta; Magnoliopsida; Gentianales; Rubiaceae
Product: cytochrome P450 714C2-like
Exons: 5
Coding region: 195-1757 (520 amino acids)
Molecular function (GO): oxidoreductase activity, acting on paired donors, with incorporation or reduction of molecular oxygen; iron ion binding; heme binding
Source: RefSeq, a predicted model, not a curated record